This is a messenger RNA of Corythoichthys intestinalis (scribbled pipefish), 5744 nucleotides long. RefSeq names its product endonuclease, polyU-specific 2 (gene endou2). The record is from RefSeq and is a predicted model, not a curated record. Gene Ontology annotation, molecular function: RNA endonuclease activity. The transcript is spliced from 7 exons. NCBI's taxonomy places the organism in Eukaryota, Metazoa, Chordata, Actinopteri, Syngnathiformes, Syngnathidae. The coding region runs from base 4701 to 5555 and encodes 284 amino acids.
GGGACAUAGACAGAAAUAAAAAUACAUUUAAGCAAUCUGGUGUGCAUCAGAAUCUAUCUGGUAAACAUUUGCGUUAUAUAGCAUUCAAGCUAGCGGACUUUUGCUAUGCAAUUGGCUAAAUUGCAUAGCAAAAAUCCGCUAGCUUAAAAGCUAUGUAAUGCUAAUGUUUACAACAAUUGGCUAACUUGCAGUGUUGUUAAUAACGGCGUUACAAUAUAACGGCGUUACUAACGGCGUUAUUUUUUUCAGUAAUGAGUAAUCUAAUUAAUUACUUUUCUCAUCUUGGCAACGCCGUUACCUUUACUGAGGCGGGAAAGGCGUGCGUUACUAUGCGUUACUAAGUUGGUUAAAUAAAAAAAAGUCUGAGAGAAACGGACUCACGGGGACGAGAGCAGAGCAGGAGUGGGGAAGACGCCAUUGCAACCGCGAUGCUAGAUGGCUCCAAUAAUACCUGACUGCAGCCAUAGCCGACAAACUACGCCCACAUGACACGGUAGAUAUCAUAUUAUAGAUGCAGGUGACAGACACUGCUGCAUUGCCAACAUGUUUUAAGGACUACAUGCGUUUGUAAACAGCCGCCAUCUUAAAGCAGUAGACCUCUCAGGAAGGCCCUGAUGUAGAGAUCCUUCCUAGCGAACCUAAGUAAUUUUUUUAAAUCUAAAAUGCUCCUAAAUCGGCAAAAUCUUAACUUAAAUCUAUCUUUAAAUGAUGAAACAGUUUUAAAACUUACACAUGUUUAAAGUAGACAGAAGGGAACUAAUGCAAUAACGGGAAAAAUUUUAACAACUUUAACGAUUGAUUCACAACUUUAAAUGACUUCCACACAUAGCAAAGGUUACUAGCUAGUUAUCGCAAUACCCUUGUGUCUAGUUAAGUGGAGGGUAAAGAAUUGGGCUUGGGCCAAUUGUCCCCCAAACCCUUUAAGCUUCACAUUGUGUGCCUUUUUUUUUUUUUUUUUUUUUUUGAGAAAAAAAAAAUAUCACUAGUUACUUUGCCAAGUAACUAAUUACUCUUACAUUCAGGUAACUGAGUUACUAACGCAAUUACUUUUUGGGAGAAGUAAUUUGUAACUGUAAUUAAUUACUUUUUUAAAGUAAAAUUAACAACACUGCAUGGCACUAAAUGCGUUAGUAGACAGCCGCCAUCUUAAAGCAGUAGACUUUUUAGGAUGGCUCUGUUGUAGAGAACCUUCCUAGCGAACCUAAGUAACUUUUUAUCUAAAAUACUUCUAAAUCGGCAAAAUCUUGACUUGAAUCUAUCUUUAAAUGAUGAAACAGUUUUAAAACUUUCAUAUGUCGAAAGUAGAGAGAAGGGAACAAAUGCAAUAAUGGGAGCAAUUUUAACAACUUUCAACAGUUGAUUCAGGGUAAAGGGUAAAUUAGGGUAAAGAAUUGGGCUCGGGCCAAUUGUACCAAAAACCUUCACAAAAAACUUCACAUAGUGUGGCCAGUGUUUUUUUUUUUUUAGGGAAAAAAAAAAAGUAAUUAUCACCAAUUACUUUGCCAAGUAACUAAUUACUCUUACAUUCAGGUAAUUGAGUUACUAACGCAAUUACUUUUUGGGAGAAGUAAUUUGUAACUAUAAUUAAUUACUUUUUUUCAGUAAGAUUAACAACACUGCUAACUUGCAUAGCAAAAGUUCGAUAUCUUAAAUGCUAUAUAAUGCGAAUGUUUACCAGAUAUUACUUAAAUGUAUUUUUUUUUCUGUCAAUGUCCCUUUAGGGGCUCCGUACGUUCGAAUGCAGACCUUUCACAGACAUCACUGAUCAUCCUUUAUUUCAGGUUUGAUUGGGUCAGUCCGUUUUCAGCAGAGUUUGUAUUCACUCAAAUGGGAUUCGGGACUGUUUGUUGCAUAUGUCGCCAAAAGCUACUAUCCAAAGGAGAGUUUUAGAGUUGGGAUCAUUAAUCAUUUUCUGAACUAUUUUUACUUGAAUAUAAUGUUUAGGGUUUUUCCCCCCGUUACAAUUCAUAUUACUGAUCAAGAUGUUGCUUAUAAUUUAAAUCGCAUUUCCUGUCAUCACGAGGCCACUUAUUAUGCUACCAAAAUAAAAAUAUGUCUCAUCUGGCAUGUUGAUCAUGCAUUCAGCAGCAGUCCUUGACCGAAUAUGUAUUAACGCUUUGAAAAAUCCCAAAUGUUGUGUUAAGCAGGUAUUAUAACUAGAGUUGUCUGAUAAUAUCGGCUACCAGAAAAUAUCAAUCGAUAAAAGCAUUUAAAAUAAUAUCUGUAUGGGAUGUAUGCUGGGUUAUAAAUUAAUACGCAAUACUGUCUGAACAUGCUAACCUGCAAAACUGCUGUGGUCAGGCCUGCCUCCACAAAGAACAACAAAGUCAAGCUAGCCGUCCCUCAUUUGAAUCUUUGUUUGCAUUAGGUGCAUUACGGUAAUGCAACGCAGUAGCUUCAGAGAGCAAAUCCCUUUAUUUAAUUAAAAAGAAAAAAAAAAUGGGAGCUAUACAAGAAUGGUUCCACUUCAGGGGGUCACUGACAUUAGCUGACAUGAAAAAAAAAAAAUUGUGAAAUGAAAUCACACAUUAUAAUUUCAUGAGAGUACUUUGGUUCGAGUCUUGGGGUAGUUUAGUAUUCCUCAACUGUAAAACGGUCUUUGGAUAUAUAUAUAUUUUUUCAUUAAUCUUUUCCCAAAUUACUUUUACAUUACAAUAAUUUAGUCUGAGUGCACCCCCUGGUGUUGGGGAGGGAAAAAAAGUGUUUUGGUUUAUUUUUUUUGUGGGGUGGGAAGUAAAAAUAAAACAUUGAAACAAUCAGUGUUGGGCACGUUACUUUAAAAAAGUAGCUAGUUACAUUACUCACUACUUCUUCCAAAAAGUAACUGAGAUAGUAACUGAAUUACUCUAUAGUAAAAGUAACUAGUUACCAGGGAAAGUAACUAUUUCCGUUACUUUAAAAAGAACUUGUUGUAUGUCAAAGAAUUUGAAAUUUUCUGAGCAGUAUUCGAGUCAGUGGAAUAGAGAAGAACAGACAGGUAGUUUAACUUGUUAGGUGCUUCAGCAGAUUUGAAUUGCUUACCACAGAUGUCGACAAAAGCUUUGCCCCGGGACAUAAAUUACACAUUACAUGCAGGUUCUUUCCUUUAAUUUCGACAAACUUGAAAUAGUGUCUAUAUCUCCACCUCUUAAAGGACAAUUUUUCUUCUGAAUGCUCUGCCAUCCCGACCCUGUGCAUCUGUUUUGCGUAUGUGUGUUUGCCGCACGCGCAGUUCCGGUUUGCUUGUGAAAUCACCGGCUCUGAUUGGCUUACCACGACACAUGACUAACCCUCAGCCAAUCACAAUCACUUCCAUCGCAUCUCUCGAGGGGCCGCAUUUAGGUAGGCUCGUUUCCCGACAAUUCACGUCACCUUCAAAGCGCCUGCCGUCCUCAAGAUGGAAGCAGAAUUAUUGCUGGCUGACAGUGGGAGAUGGGAACGAGGCUAGCAUCAGGUGUAGCAAACACAGAAACGCAAACUUUGGAAAGCAUUGUCUAACUGAAUGAGCAGGGACAAACAGCUUGGAGUCAGAAGUACGUGCGCUAUUCUCGAACCUGAACGCACCCCAAGUCUUGGAUGACAAAUCAACAGAGCAGAGAGUCGACUCGACACGGCUAGUAGUUUCUUCAAUUUAUUCAGAGUAAGUAACGCACCGCUUUUGAUCAUCAGUAACGGUAACGGCGUUGUAACGGCGGAAAAAGUAAUUAGUUAGAUUACCCCGUUACUGAAUAAAUAACGCCGUUAUGUAACAGCGUUAUUUAUAACGGCGUUACUCCCAACACUGGAAACAAUAGCGUAUAUAACUUCGGGGAUAUUUGUGAAAAUGGGGUGUUGAACCGAGGCUUACUGGACCUUUUAGUUUUCAAAUGUGGUUUUUGUGUCAUUAGCCGUCUAGUUGUGGGGAAUUGCAUUACAAUACACAGGCGCUUUUAUUUCCAAUUCAAAAACUCCAACACACACUGUAUGUGAAAUAAAUUGCUGUCUUUGUAGUAGCCUAGUAGUAAUACACAAACUAUGCAGCAUUCGUGUGUACUCAAUUGUGAGUACACCGUCCUUGAGAAAACACGUGAGCGCGACAAAUUUGGACCGAAACGGCUGUUUUUGGAUAGAAUAAAAAAAAUAAAUCCUUAGCAUCCCCUGCUGUCAGUGACUUUCGUCUCUGCUGUUAUAUCGUCACUACCAAUGUUGAGACCAAACCUACGGCCUUGUGAUAAGGGUCCGUCUUACCAGUUGUCACCUGCAGCAAGACCCAUAUUUAGGCUUGUAAUCCAGGUGGCGGUGCUGUGUGACCUGUUUGGGCACAACAAUAAAAUACUAAAGAAACAAAAGAGCAUACGUUGGAGCCUGAGACUGAAAAGAGACGACAACAUUGUUACCGCUUUGGCUAGAGUUGCUGACAGGGGACAACCCUUUAAAAUGGCCCCCCUCUCCCAUGUCAUACCGCCCUCCCAUCAACUCACACACACACACACACACAGACUGGCUGUGACUAUGCUCCAAAAGAUAUUUAUUCUCUCACAACGAUAGGAAACCGUGAACAACAUCUGAAGACUAUCAGCAAGGUGUAACUGCCUCUCUGAAGCAGGACAGGGCUCCAACGGGGGGAAAAAAAGGUUGACAACUUCUCAUUUCGAAUUGUAAGCAUAGGAAAACACAAAAUAUUUGAUAGAAACUGCAGCCCAUUUACAGUUAAUUGAAGACGUGACCCGAGCAGCCUAAUCAUGAUUGAGAGCGAGAGAGAGCUGUCGGCCAUGGUUCAGGAACUGUGGGAUAAUGACGUCAAUAGACUACGACCUGGAACGGACUACAGAAUAUCUUUGCAGGGCAAAGCCGGAGACAACACGGCCAUUAUUGACGAUGACAACGACGGGGCGGGAUAUCCUCUGUUUAAAUUUGUCGACGAAAACAUUUUCCAGAAGGAGACAUUUUUAGCAUUUAUCUCCUUGUUGGAUAACUAUGUGAGUGACACUGGGGAGCCAGAAAUUGUUACCCCUGAGGAGGUGGCGGAGAACCACAAGUUUCUGGAUUCUAUUGUUAAGACCCCCACGAUGAAGAUAGCUCAUAAAUACCUAGUGGAGAAGAAGCUAUCCCCGCAAGAUGAGACGCAAUUCAAAGAGCAGCUCUACAGAAUCUGGUUUGAACUCUAUGCAAGGAGAGGCUCCAGCAGGCCGGAUUCAUCAGGUUUCGAACAUGUGUUUGUGGGAGAAACGAGAGGAGGGCGGACGGUCAUAGGCUUUCACAAUUGGAUCCAGCUAUACCUGCAGGAGAAGCUGGGACACAUUGACUACAAAGGCUACAGUGUCAACGCCAACUCCCCGCAGCCGGACGAGAACAAGCACAUCUUGGCCCUGCAGUUCAGUUGGAAAAACGGCAUCAAGCCCAAAGGCAGCAUCUUCAUCGGCGUCAGUCCCGAGUUCGAGUUUGCCCUCUACACUUUGUGUUUCCUCAGCUCGCCCAACGAGCGGGUUAAAGUCCAGUUCAGUUUCUAUGACGUGGAGAUCGUCUGCCACCACUACAACCAGAAGCACAUAGGUACCACCUACCCUGUACUCCUUAAGUACCAGAAAAACACUUAGCUUACUUUGACACCUUGGCUUUGCAGACCAAAAAUUUACAGGUACUGUUGUUGUCUUUUUAAUUAUACCUGAAGAUACAAUAAAAGCUUACAACCUUGUUACGGUUGGUUUUCCUGUCCAUCAUUCACUUUCAUUGACUUCAUUUUUUAUUUUUUUACCUGUCCUGUUCAGCUACUCAGUGCCCUUAGU